UUUUCAAAUCUCCUCUUUAAAGUCCUUUAACUCAAGACAACAACUCAGAGCGGAUCCAUUAAGCGCAAUCCAUCAGCAUGAAGGUUCAACUUGCCACUAUCCUCAUCGGCCUCUGCGGCGCUACCCUUGCGGCGCCCACCCACGUCCAGCAGGAGAAACGGCUGUGGCCAUUCCACUUCCCCGGAGAGGACCACGAGUCAGGAGCAGAGCCAUCGCUGCCUUUGCCAUGCUAUCCUUUCCCAAACGAGUCCGACGAUCCAACCGGAAGCGACUUUCCCCGGUUCUUCCCAAGGCCCCCAUUUGAUGAAAGAUGUGGUGAAUCUCCUCUAGACAGCAUGAGUGAGGGCGAAGACUCUCCCCUAGGCACUAUCUCUAAUGAUGGAGAAGGGCUUCCUUGGCAGCUGUCUGGUGAGGAUGAGCAGGACAACGAGUCCCAAGGCCUGAUGGGAGGGGGGAAGUUGGGAAUGGAGGAAGAGAACGACAUUGGAGGGAAUGACAACGAGAUCUGA
Messenger RNA from Aspergillus nidulans FGSC A4, 509 nucleotides. RefSeq lists its product as uncharacterized. Lineage: Eukaryota; Fungi; Ascomycota; Eurotiomycetes; Eurotiales; Aspergillaceae. The transcript has a single exon. Bases 78 to 509 code for a protein of 143 amino acids. The record is from RefSeq and is a predicted model, not a curated record.